AAAAAAGUAGGAAAAGGGGCAAUUCGAAAAAUGGGAGGGGGAAAAUUGUUUCGAAAGUAUUAUAAUUUACGAAGAGAUUUUAAAACGAAUGGUUUACUAAGAAGUAAGGCUUGUAGAAGAACUGCAGAUGCGGCAAAAAAACCAAUAACUAAAGCUGAACAAGAAGUACUUGAAUGGCUUAAAAACAAUGCUGCUCCAUGGCAAGAGUUAGAAGCAAAAUGGGCGGAAACGUAUGAAGCAAGAAAAUCGUAUUUUAUGGAUGUUAAUUCCAUUCACGAUUAUAUGAAAACAUUUAAAGGGCUUAAUGAACCAUUGGGUUAUGUCCUGCUUGAAUACGACUUUGCAACUCAAUAUCCAUACUUAAACAAUCGACUAUUGACAGCGUGGCCUGAAUUCUCAAAGAAAAUAAGUAAAUAUGCUUCUACAUUGAAAAUAGCUGAAGUAGAUGAAUGCUUAAAUUUCUUCGAUAACGAUAAUUUAUCAGAAGAUUCAAAAACAAUGAUCGUUUUGAAAAUAUUAAGCUAUUUGAUAAAACCAGUUCUAGUGGUUAAGAAGAAGAAUAAGAGUUCCUUUAAACCGUCAAGAAUAGAAAUGUUGGAUGGAUUAAUUUUACACGUUACAGCUGGUGCUGAUAUACAUGCCUCACUAGAACGAAAAAGAGCCUUAUGAGCUUCAGACUUCAAUCGCAACCUAUCCCAAUAGCGUGUGGAGAGGAUAUCAAAAAUCUCUACUCAUUUUAUAAAUCUGUAGACGAUUAUUUGUACUAUGUCCCAACGUUGUUAAAAGCAAUUGAAGGGACUUUCAAAAUUAUUCAUAUGUUGAACGCAGAAUAUCCGUCAGAAGCUGAGCCUUUGUGGUUAAUUAUCCAAAGAGGGAUCUUUGGUUUAGAAACGAAAUUUGACAAAUCGUAUUCCGAUGUUAAUGUCAUCUUGAGCAUCCUAGCUGCCUAA
Molecule: messenger RNA, 950 nt
Organism: Phyllotreta striolata
Lineage: Eukaryota; Metazoa; Arthropoda; Insecta; Coleoptera; Chrysomelidae
Source: the annotation of a GenBank genome assembly